AUGGCCAUGUCACGCGGAAAUGUCCUUGAAAGGGGCUUUGGUACUCAUACUGAGCAAAGAACACCCUCAAAUGUUGUACAAAACGGAUAUGCAACGGAAUCGGACAAAUGGUGUCUAUAUGGCUUAUUCAUCUUGUGUGGACUCUAUCUCUGUCCAUGGGCGCAUGAUAACAAAACUGUGGAUCAGAGCCCUUCCGUAGACGAUACAAUUAAUAAGCUAUUAGACCAUGCUAGUUAUGAUCUUCAAGAUGCCGGAAUUGCAAUGCUACUGAAAGAACUUAAAGAUGCCAGAUCGCGUGAACGUAAUAAUAAACACGAGUCUACCCAUCCUGAAAUAACAAGCAUGUACACACGUUGGGGACGUAGAACAUGUCCUGCUUGGGCAUCCUUAGUUUAUGAAGGGUUUGCAGCUGGGGGAGAACACAUGUCAACUGGGGCAGCUGCAAAUUAUUUAUGUCUUCCACAAAGUCCAGACUGGGAUAAUAAAAGCAAUAACCCACAGUACGUAGGUCUGAUAUACGGGGCAGAAUAUGAACUCUACAAAAGUAUGUUUGAAGGAAUUACUAACCAUGAUGUUCCCUGCGCUGUUUGUCAAGUCCCAAGAAGCAGCGUUAUAAUGGUACCUGCGAAGAAUACCUGUUUCAAACAUUUCGUUACAGAAUACAACGGUUAUCUUAUGGCUGGACAUCCUACCCAUAAAGCAGCUUCCGAGUACGUUUGUGUUGAUGGUGAACCUGAACCAGCUAGCAAAUCUCUUGCUACCAAUCACAACGGGGCACUGUUUUACUUUGUUCGAGCUAAGUGUGGUGCGCUUAAAUGCCCUCCAUAUAAAGAGGGUGACGACCUUACAUGUGUUGUAUGUUCUUAUUCUCCCAAGUAAUUUUUAAUUGUGACAGUUAUAACAAUUAUGUAUGAUUGAUGCAACGAUUAUCGAUUAGGACAAUUUUCUGUUGUUUCCGUCAUAGUUUCUAUUGUGAAUAAUAAAUAAACAAGGCUGCACGGGAAUUCGGUUUACAGUUCAGGUGUUUUAAGAUGAACUUGCAAAUUGGCAAUAGCAUUUGCAUUUUGAUAUUAAACAUACACAUACUAA
Ruditapes philippinarum (Manila clam) is the source of this 1089-nucleotide messenger RNA. RefSeq names its product short-chain collagen C4-like. The record is from RefSeq and is a predicted model, not a curated record. Lineage: Eukaryota; Metazoa; Mollusca; Bivalvia; Venerida; Veneridae. Bases 1 to 879 code for a protein of 292 amino acids. The transcript is spliced from 3 exons.